Molecule: messenger RNA, 1025 nt
Organism: Marmota flaviventris (yellow-bellied marmot)
Lineage: Eukaryota; Metazoa; Chordata; Mammalia; Rodentia; Sciuridae
Source: RefSeq, a predicted model, not a curated record
CGCCUGGCUGGGCUGCGGGGUCAGGGGCCGAGCGGAGCGGGCUAUCAUUUAAAAUGGAAGAAGAUGAAUUUUUUGGAGAAAAAACAUUCCAGCAUCAUUGUUCAGAAUUCAUUAAACAUUCACAACAGAUAGGUGAUGGUUGGGAAUGGAGAUCAUCAAAGGACUGUUCUGAUGGUUACAUGUGCAAAACGCAUUUUCAAAUAAAAAGUGGGACUAUGGUGUCACAUCCAGGAACAUAUGCUGGUGUACAGACAUGUCCUCCUGUGGAGGAGGUUUUAGAGGUACCCUUGGAUGAUUCUGAAGUGACGGAGACUGCAGCAGCAUCUGAAGUGAUUAAAUAUGAAUAUCAUGUCUUAUAUUCUAGUAGCUACCAAGUGCCUGUACUUUACUUUAGGGCAAGCUUCUUAGAUGGGAGACCGUUAGCCCUGAAGGACAUAUGGGAAGGAGUCCACGAGUGCUAUCAGAUGAGGCUGCUACAGGGACCAUGGGACACUAUUACUCAACAGGAACAUCCAAUACUUGGGCAACCCUUUUUUGUACUUCAUCCCUGCAAGACUAAUGAAUUCAUGGCUCCUGUAUUAAAGAAUUCUCAGAAAAUCAAUAGGAACAUCAACUAUAUUACAUCAUGGCUGAGCAUCGUAGGGCCGGUUGUUGGGCUCAAUCUUCCUUUCAGUUAUGCCAUAGCAACUUCUCAGGAUGAGUCAAAUGCCCUUUGACAAGCUAAUAUAACGCAAAGCACCUUCAGUGGAGAAUAAGGCUGAUUUUGUGUAGCUUUGGAAAAUUUGCUUUGCGUUUUGAGUCCUCAGUUUCCUCAUCUGUACAUCGGGGAAAAUCACUUACUUGUCCUUUGAGGCCUACUUGAACUGUUGGGUCUGCAGAAGUUCUGAGAACUAGACCCAGUCUGCUUAGCUGCUAACUGAGUGACUUGAGCCAAUUUCCUUCAUCUCCUUUGUUGUUGUUGUUGUUUUUGUUGUUUUUUACUAUUUCUCUAAAAUAAAGACCACAUGUCUAUCUUGCUUACCUGA